AUGAAUUACUUGAUAGAAAAUGAAGUAUUGUGCGUAACAGAGUGUCCUUUCAUAAGAGGUAGAUAUAUUUUAUUUACAUCUAUUGUGGUCAAUCCACGUCGACUUUUGAACAUGUCGUCGGUAAAGGUUGUGAAGGUGACCGAGCCGCUGGUGCUGGGCGAGGGUCCUCACUGGGACGCGGCUCAGCAGGCGCUCUUCUUUGUCGACAUCAAGGGCCACUCGAUACACAAGUACAAACCCGCCACCGGGGAGCACAGCAGUACCAAACUCGGUGGCGCUGUAGGCUUCAUAGUACCGGUUGAGGGCACCAGCGACCAGUUCGUCGUGGGUGUGGAGCGACAGUUCCAGAUAGUACAAUGGGAUGGCAGCGACGGUGGCGCCGCCAGGGUGCUGCGGACCCUCGGGGAGGUGGACCCGGAGGCCCCCAGCAAUAGGAUCAACGAUGGGAAGGCUGACCCUAGGGGGAGGCUGUUCGCUGGCACAAUCGGAGCAGAAGACAUCCCUGGCCAGUUCGCAAUGAACAAGGCCUCAUUGUUCCGGUGGGACGGGCCAAACAUGAAGAAGCUGGUACAAGGAGUGACGGUGUCCAACGGGCUCGCCUGGGACCUCAAGGAGAAGGCGUUUUAUUACACCGACUCGUUGGAAUACAACAUCCGGAGAUACGAUUACAAUGUGGAGACAGGGGAGAUCUCAAACAUGAGCUACGUGUUCGACUUCAAGAAGAAUAACGUGGCAGGCGUGCCGGACGGGUCCACCAUCGACACGGACGGCAACCUGUGGGUGGCGGUGUUCGGUGGGUCGUGCGUGCUCAACGUCGACCCGCGGACUGGGAAGCUGCUGCGCAAGAUACCCAUACCCGCGCUACAGGUGACCUCAGCCACGUUCGGCGGGCCUAACCUGGACACCCUGUACGUGACCAGCGCCAGUAUGAACAUUUCCGGGGAGCAGCUCCCCCCCUGCGGUGCCACCUUCGAAGUCACGGGGCUGGGUGUUAAGGGACACCCCAACCUCAACUUCAAGUUGUGA
Messenger RNA from Chilo suppressalis (striped riceborer), 1026 nucleotides. Lineage: Eukaryota; Metazoa; Arthropoda; Insecta; Lepidoptera; Crambidae. The record is from the annotation of a GenBank genome assembly.